UUCAUUUCAGUUGAAAGAAUCAGUAUCAGCGGCGAUGCAGAUAUUCGUGAAAACCCUAACAGGGAAAACGAUAACUCUUGAAGUAGAGAGUAGCGACACAAUCGACAAUGUCAAAGCCAAGAUUCAAGACAAGGAAGGAAUCCCACCGGAUCAGCAACGUUUGAUCUUCGCCGGAAAACAGCUUGAAGAUGGAAGAACCCUAGCUGAUUACAACAUUCAGAAAGAAUCCACACUGCAUCUUGUGCUAAGGCUUCGUGGAGGUAUCAUAGAGCCUUCUUUGAUGGCUUUGGCUCGCAAAUACAAUCAGGACAAAACCAUUUGCCGCAAAUGUUAUGCUCGUCUGCAUCCAAGGGCAGUAAAUUGCCGGAAAAAGAAGUGUGGUCACAGUAAUCAGUUGAGGCCAAAGAAGAAGAUUAAGUAGUUUAUGGCUCCGAUGAUCAUCUUGUAUGGUGAGCUGAUGACCAAUUGCAGUUUAAUACUGUUGAUCAUGUGCUUAGUAUGGUGUUUAUCAAUGUUUCAAUGAUUUUGGAUUUAUUUGUGGCAUUCAACUAUAUACAUGUAUGACAUUUUCUACUCUUUCAUGUCUCAAGUUUGAGGAUUCAUUGCUUUUUAUCUUAUAAUAUGCUAGCAAGAGUUUUUGUUA
This is a messenger RNA of Trifolium pratense (red clover), 643 nucleotides long. RefSeq names its product ubiquitin-60S ribosomal protein L40. Gene Ontology annotation, biological process: protein ubiquitination; modification-dependent protein catabolic process; translation. The transcript is spliced from 5 exons. Lineage: Eukaryota; Viridiplantae; Streptophyta; Magnoliopsida; Fabales; Fabaceae. The record is from RefSeq and is a predicted model, not a curated record. Bases 35 to 421 code for a protein of 128 amino acids. Gene Ontology annotation, molecular function: ubiquitin protein ligase binding; protein tag activity; structural constituent of ribosome. Gene Ontology annotation, cellular component: cytoplasm; nucleus; ribosome.